GGGCUGGAUCCCAUUUAGGACUCACCGUAGUUAUGGAUGCUCAAAUAGAUGAAUAUUAUUGCUCUUCCACCAGUAGUGUUGGAUUCAAAAUAAUACUGUCCAACCCAAUAGAAACUCCUAAGAUGGCUGCCUUCGGAUCGCUUUUGGCCACUGGAUUAGAAGUAAGGUAUUCUAUUACCCCUUCAGUUCGAGAGGCUUCUGAUAAUUUGAGAAAUAUUCCCCUGAAGAAAAGACAGUGUUAUUUUGCUGAAGAAAGGAGAUUACAAUAUUAUAGGUAAUUUUGAAACUCGAUGCGUUCUUUGCUUACAAAGAUAGCAUCAUGUGGAGAUGACUAAAACUACUCCUAGUA
Leptinotarsa decemlineata (Colorado potato beetle) is the source of this 349-nucleotide messenger RNA. RefSeq names its product pickpocket protein 28. Gene Ontology annotation, cellular component: plasma membrane. Gene Ontology annotation, molecular function: ligand-gated sodium channel activity. Gene Ontology annotation, biological process: sodium ion transmembrane transport. Lineage: Eukaryota; Metazoa; Arthropoda; Insecta; Coleoptera; Chrysomelidae. The record is from RefSeq and is a predicted model, not a curated record.